Messenger RNA from Mus pahari (shrew mouse), 2000 nucleotides. RefSeq names its product phosphatidylinositol-4-phosphate 5-kinase like 1 (gene Pip5kl1). The transcript is spliced from 10 exons. The coding region runs from base 11 to 1810 and encodes 599 amino acids. Gene Ontology annotation, molecular function: phosphatidylinositol kinase activity. The record is from RefSeq and is a predicted model, not a curated record. NCBI's taxonomy places the organism in Eukaryota, Metazoa, Chordata, Mammalia, Rodentia, Muridae. Gene Ontology annotation, biological process: phosphatidylinositol metabolic process.
UGGGAAUUUCAUGCCUAAAAAGACCCAAGAAACACGAUUUAAGCUACCUGCCUCCACAGCCAGUCCUAGAGACGUACGUCCUCGGUUCGGGAGGAAAUUGAGAGGAGGAUUUCUCCGCCACCCCCACCAAAACCCGGCGACCCCGCCUAGCCAGAACCAGGAUUCAGAGACUGCUGCAUCCUUGGAAGUGGGAUCCAAGGGCAAAGGCCAUCGCCCCGCUCGCAGAUUCCGUGCAAAGCGUGCAACCGCGACAAGAAGGCCUUUUCUCAGGCACCUCAGCCAUCGCCCGGAGGCUCAGUCCGACCAGGAUCAGAAUGCAGAGGACCCUACAUCCUCGGAGGUGGGACCCGCAGGCAAAGGUCUGCGUCCCCCUCGUGCGACCGUGACAAGGCCUUUCCACCAACACCUCAGCCAAAGCCAGGCAGCUCUGAAGGGCCAGGACCAGAGUUCAGAAUAUGCUGCAUCCUUGGAGGUGGAACCCUCAGGCAAAGGCAAGCGCCCCUGUCGAAGAUUGGACACAAUGGUGGCAGGAGCGUCGCGAUUGGUCGUUCACUAUGCCGAGGCGGAGCCUGAUUCCUGCAACUGGGCCCCGGAGACACCGUCAAAGCGAGAGAAGCGGCACCUGGGGGCGAUGGCCACACCAAGCCUUAGGUCCCACGAGAUCCAGGCCCACUCCCAGGAGGCUGGAAACAAGUCCAUUUCCUCGGGGAGCCGUCGCGGCCUUCUUUGGCACCUCCGAGCCAGGCAGUCUAGAGUUGGCCUGUUUGAGGUCGGUCCAGGACAUGAACUGCAUAGAAUGACACGAAUGAUGCAGGAAGGACUGUGGGCUGCCACCCAGGUCUCCAAGAACAACCCACCCACGGGACCUCCUACCCAGAAGGAUUACCUGGAAGUCAUGACCCAAGUUCACCAAGAGGGCUUCGAGCUGGGCACCUUGGCUGGCCCGGCUUUUGCGUGGCUGAGGCAAUCCAUUGGCCUGACUGAAGAGGACUACCAGACUACUCUUGGCCCUGGCGAUCCCUACCUUCAAUUCUUCAGCACCUCCAAAAGCAAGGCCAGCUUCUUCCUGACCCACGACCAGCGCUUCUUUGUGAAGACCCAACGGCGCCACGAAGUGCAGGUGCUGCUAGCCCACCUGCCCCGCUACGUGGAGCACCUGCAACAGCACCCACACUCCCUGCUGGCACGGUUGCUGGGCGUAUACAGUCUGCGGGUGGCUCAGGGGAAAAAGAAGUACUUCAUCAUCAUGCAGUGCAUCUUCUACCCUACCAGCCGGAUCUCUGAGAGGUAUGACAUCAAGGGCUGCAACGUAAGCCGCUGGGUAGAUCCAGCCCCUGAGGGCAGCCCUCUUGUCUUGGUGCUGAAGGAUCUCAACUUUCAAGAAAAGACCAUGAGAUUGGGAGCCCAGCGGAGCUGGUUCCUCCGGCAGAUGGAGCUAGACACCGCCUUCCUGCAGGAGCUGAAUGUACUGGAUUACAGCCUCCUGGUGGCCAUCCAGUUUCUCCACCAAGACGAGAAGGGCUCCGUCUUCAACACAUUCAGGUCUAUACAAGGUGCGUCGAAGUCGCAGGGAACGGCGGACCAGAACUGCCGGAUGCUGCCCAACCUCCCCAAUGCCCUCCAUAUCUUGGACGGGCCAGACCAACGCUAUUUUCUGGGCUUAGUGGAUAUGACUACCGUGUAUGGGUUUCGCAAAUGGCUGGAACAUCUGUGGAAGAUGGUACGCUAUCCAGGCCAGAGCGUCUCCACUGUCAGCCCGGCUCACUACGCCCGUCGCCUCUGUCGGUGGGCAGAGAUGCACACAGAGUGACUCUCACCUGUCUGCCUUCUUCCCAUCUGGACAAUGCGCCCGCAACAAUUCUCGAGCCGUACCCAGGGAGCUAGCCUGCAGUUCAUCCUACCAGCCACCAGAGGGAAGCACCCUCAUAACUAAUGCUGGGAAGACUCAGCCCCACUCCGUGAUGGUGCUACUGUACCCUGCAUAGAGCAAGAACCCUGAC